Molecule: messenger RNA, 411 nt
Organism: Harmonia axyridis
Lineage: Eukaryota; Metazoa; Arthropoda; Insecta; Coleoptera; Coccinellidae
Exons: 1
Coding region: 1-411 (136 amino acids)
Source: RefSeq, a predicted model, not a curated record
AUGAAACUGCUGGAAUUCAUUAACGACAUCGUUCGAGAUCAACUAUAUGGUGUCGUCAUCAAUAACCAAUAUGUAAUUGAAUUCCAAAAGAGGGGUCUACCACACGCCCAUAUCGUCGUCACAUUCCAUGAAGAUGACAAAUUGAAGGAUGUUGAAAUGGUCGACCGAAUCAUCAAUGCCUAUAUUCCAGAUAGAGAAAAUCAACCCCUACUCUAUCAGCGAGUUGCGGAUUUUCAUCUGCACCCUCCAUGUGGCCGCAUCAAUCCGGAAACUCCCUGUAUGGCAGAUGGUAAAUGUACCAAGUAUUACCCUAAAUCAUUCAGAGAAAAGACCUCAUUAUCUGUUGGUCGUAAUACGAGACCUGAAUAUAGAAGACCUGCCGAUGGCAGAGAGAUUUUUGUAGCUAAGUAG